AGCUACUAAUUACUAGAAUUUCCCUUCCCAAAGCACAGUAAUUCACUAGUAAACAUAAGCCGCUUUGCCCAUUUUGCCCUCGCGCCUUACCCAACAGAAAAAAAAACAGAGCAAGCAAAGCAAAAGGAAUCUCUCUCCGCUUUCCCCUGCUUCCCUCUCUCUCUCCCUCUUCUCCUACUUCUUCUUCCUUCCAAGACCUCAACUUUUGCAUUUCCUCAUCAGAUCCCAAAAAACCCUCCUCCAUUUCAACAAUGGCAGUCGCUCUCUGAACCCCAUUUCUUCCCACGGCAUCUGCACUCUGUUUUUCUUAUUGCGGCUCCUCUGUUCCACUUAGCUCCACAAAAUUCCUCCCACCUCCGCCGCCGCGGCCAUGCCGGGCCUCGUCUCAGUCAAAACCCCACCCGACACUCCUCAACUAACCGUCUCCGUCCCCAAUUCCCAACCCGGAGCUUCAUCUCUGACCCGACCCGACUCCUCCCCUGCCCCGCGAACGCCCAGCAAGAAACACCCUUCCCCUUCUCCUUCUCGAUCCAAACUCUCCCCGGCCCGCUCCGCCAAAAAACCCGCCCCGUCCGACUCCCCCAACCCGCCCGAUGCCUCCCUCGACAACCGGGAUCUCGGCCCUUUCCUCCUGAAGCUCGCCAGGGACACGAUUGCUUCAGGGGAAGGUCCCUCCAAGGCCCUGGAGUACGCACUUCGAGCUUCCAAGUCGUUCGAGAGAUGCGCCGCCGUCGAAGGCGAGCCGAGCUUGGACUUGGUCAUGAGCUUGCACGUUCUGGGCGCGAUUUAUUGCAGCUUGGGGAAGUUCGAGGAGGCGGUGCCGCUGCUGGAGAGAGCCAUCACUGUGCCGGAACUGAGCAGAGGGACGGAUCACGCUCUGGCGGCUUUCUCUGGGUAUAUGCAGCUGGGGGAUACUUAUUCCAUGAUUGGGCAGGUGGAUAAGUCGAUCCAUUGCUACGAGGAAGGGUUGAAGAUCCAGAUCGAGUCGUUGGGGGAUACUGAUCCCCGAGUUGGCGAGACUUGCAGGUACUUAUCUGAAGCGCAUGUUCAGGCCAUGAACUUUGAGAAAGCAGAGGAGCUGAGCAAGAAAACCCUGGAAAUCCACCGCGCACACAGCGAGCCAGCUUCGAUCGAGGAAGCAGCCGAUCGAAGACUGAUGGCACUCAUCCAUGAGGCCAAGGGAGACUACGAGGUGGCACUCGAACACCUGGUCCUUGCCAGCAUGGCAAUGAUUGCAAAUGGACAAGAUAACGAGGUUGCCGCCAUCGACAUCAGCAUCGGCAACGUCUACAUGUCCCUGUGUCGAUAUGACGAGGCAGUGUUCUCGUACCAAAAGGCUCUCACAGUAUUCAAGUCGUCGAAAGGUGACAACCACCCGUCGGUAGCCUCGGUGUUUGUGCGCCUUGCUGACUUGUACCACAGGACAGGAAAACUCCGAGAGUCCAAAUCUUACUGCGAGAAUGCUCUCAGGAUAUAUGCAAAACCUGCUCCUGGGACCACCGGGGAAGAGAUUGCCUCUGGUUUGACCGAGAUCUCGGCUAUUUAUGAGUCUGUGGAUGAACCGGAGGAGGCACUGAAGCUUCUGCUGAAGGCGAUGAAGUUGCUGGAGGAUAAACCUGGGCAGCAGAAUACUAUUGCGGGCAUUGAAGCACGAAUGGGGGUGAUGUUUUACAUGCUUGGUAGGUAUGAAGAUGCAAGGGGAUCUUUUGAGGGGGCGGUGAGUAAGCUUAGGGCAAGCGGAGAGAGGAAGUCCGCAUUCUUUGGAGCUGUGCUGAACCAGAUGGGAUUGGCAUCUGUUCAGCUGUUCAAGAUCGAUGAAGCUGUUGAGCUGUUCGAGGAAGCUAGGGCGGUAUUGGAGCAGGAGUGCGGUCCAUGCCAUCAGGACACUCUUGGCGUGUAUAGUAAUCUUGCUGCAACUUACGAUGCUAUGGGAAGAGUGGAAGAUGCCAUUGAGAUAUUGGAAUACGUUCUUAAACUGAGAGAAGAAAAGCUUGGUAUUGCUAACCCUGAUUUUGAAGACGAGAAGAAUAGGCUAGCGGAGCUUCUGAAAGAAGCAGGCAGGGGUAGGAACAAGAAGGCCAAGUCGCUGGAAAACUUGAUAGAUCCCAGCUCGAAGAGGACUACUGCGAAGAAAGAAUCAUCGACGAAGAAAUGGGGAUUCAGGAUUUGAGAGGCAUGUCUCUCUGUAUGUAGAUCUUUCACUCCUCCCUCCCACCAUUAAAUGCUCUCUUAUUUAUCUACUAAAUCUUCUUACAUUGUGCAGGUGCAUUGCUGUAACUUAGGGGGGAAAAAUCAUUUGUAUAGUUAGUAAUCUGGGUGAGCCUUUCCCCCCCCCCCCCCCCCCCCUCUUCUUCACUCCCCCACUGAAAUCUGCUUGUUCUGCUGUUUGGUACUUCAGUUGCUUGUUUUUCUCUUUUAGUUUGGUUACUUUUCGGUGGUUUGUGCCUGGCAGUGGUGGGAUUUUCACUUGUGUGCCCACUGCCCGAGUAAAAAAAGGGAAUGUCAUUGUAUCAAUUAGUCGAAGGGUUGAUAUGUCUGGUUUGACAAAACGGAUCAUGCAAAUUCAUCGUUAAACCGCAGUAACUUCGGCAAUAUACAUGUUCUGGAAUAGAGAAAAAGAG
Linum tenue is the source of this 2621-nucleotide messenger RNA. The record is from the annotation of a GenBank genome assembly. Lineage: Eukaryota; Viridiplantae; Streptophyta; Magnoliopsida; Malpighiales; Linaceae.